Messenger RNA from Penicillium odoratum, 654 nucleotides. RefSeq names its product Tim17/Tim22/Tim23/Pmp24 family protein. Gene Ontology annotation, cellular component: peroxisomal membrane. The record is from RefSeq and is a predicted model, not a curated record. The transcript has 6 exons. Bases 1 to 654 code for a protein of 217 amino acids. NCBI's taxonomy places the organism in Eukaryota, Fungi, Ascomycota, Eurotiomycetes, Eurotiales, Aspergillaceae.
AUGGAUACGCUCUUAACUCAACUGGACGCCCUCAUUCUCAAGCCCGAACUUCAACCGUUAUUAUCUCUAGUCAAAGGUGCCCGCAAUGGUAUCGUCUAUGGAUCGAAAGUGCGGUUUCCGCAUGCGCUGGUAAUGAUUUUUCUGUUCCGAUCAGGAUCAUUCCGGGAAAAAGUCAAGCUUGUCCUCAGCGCAACACGCCUACAUGCGCGAAACCUUGCCACCUUUGCGAUCAUAUAUAAACUGUCGAUGAUUGUCCUCCGGAACAUCAACACUUCGGGCCUAGCAAAGGAAGGCCGAUACGAUAGCUUCUUUUCGGGCUUGUUGGGAGGAUAUGCUGUCUUCGGACGACAGCGAGGAAGUAUCAGCCAACAGAUUGUCAUUUACGUCUUCGCUCGCGUGAUGCUGUCCCUCGCCAAACUCGCCGUCGAACCCAACAUGCACCCUCUCUCCCCCCUUCUCACUCCAGAAUCCCGCACCAAGAUCUACGAUCAUGCCUGGCCCGCUUUCGCCAGUUUUACCUGGGCAUUUGUCAUGUAUAUUUUCCGAUGGUAUCCUGAAACCCUGGCGUCCAGCUUGCGGAGUAGCAUGGUUUAUAUCUACUCGGACUCAGAUCAUUGGGAUUCAUUGCGAACGUUGUUCAUCCACAACAAAUAA